Messenger RNA from Musca vetustissima, 423 nucleotides. RefSeq names its product vesicle transport protein GOT1B. The record is from RefSeq and is a predicted model, not a curated record. Gene Ontology annotation, cellular component: endoplasmic reticulum; membrane. Lineage: Eukaryota; Metazoa; Arthropoda; Insecta; Diptera; Muscidae. Gene Ontology annotation, biological process: retrograde transport, endosome to Golgi; endoplasmic reticulum to Golgi vesicle-mediated transport. Bases 1 to 423 code for a protein of 140 amino acids. The transcript has 5 exons.
AUGAUUGAAGUAACAGAUGUACAAAAAAUCGGUAUUGGUCUAUCGGGAAUGGGUAUAGCAUUCCUAUUCUUGGGUGUACUAUUUUUAUUCGAUAAAGGCCUGUUGGCCAUUGGAAAUAUUUUGUUCUUAUCUGGUUUGGGCUGUGUUAUCGGCUUAGAACGCACAUUUAGAUUUUUCUUUCAACGACAUAAAAUAAAGGGUUCCAUAGCAUUUUUUGGCGGCAUUUUUGUUGUUCUAUUGGGUUUUCCUAUCAUUGGUAUGGCCAUCGAAUCAUAUGGAUUCUUUGCAUUAUUUAGUGGUUUCUUCCCCGUGGCCAUUAGUUUUCUCAGCCGGAUUCCAAUUCUGGGUUCGCUGUUUAAUACACCGUUCAUGCAAAAGCUUGUGCAAAAACUUGGCGGUGAUGCUGGCCGAACGAGGGUAUAG